AUGAUCCAAGGAGCUGGUAGCCAACCGCGCGAGGCGCAUAAAUGUCCAGGCAGUCUCACCUGUGACGAGGGGAGGAUACGUGCCCUGAUCCAAACCAGUGAUGGAGAAAGACACUAUUUCUCCGGCACUAUCAGCACGGAUCUAAAUCUCAUUGUCAACAAUGCGCACGUGGAGUACUUCGAUCUCGCUGAGGAUAAACCACACUGCCAAGAGUUUAAGGCAUUCGUUGGCCCUGUUCACGCUAAUUUCUGGUGGCAAGGAGGUGCUAUUCACUUCUAUGGAACAUUGAUGCAUCGCAUUGAUGAUACUAUCGAAGUCUCUGGAGAGGGCUGGUGGGGCGAUAUUGACGAUAGGGAGUACGAAGCGAAUGACGAAGAGCGUUACAGUGAGGAGAGCGACGAUCCGAAAGCAUGA
This is a messenger RNA of Penicillium vulpinum, 414 nucleotides long. RefSeq lists its product as uncharacterized. Lineage: Eukaryota; Fungi; Ascomycota; Eurotiomycetes; Eurotiales; Aspergillaceae. Bases 1 to 414 code for a protein of 137 amino acids. The record is from RefSeq and is a predicted model, not a curated record. The transcript has a single exon.